ACUCUAAAGAGCGCUCAGUCUCAGCUCUCCUUUCACUUCCCGCUCCAACAUGUUGGCAGGAGGAGGCGGAGGAGGAUGCUGCGCUCAAACCUCGGUGCGUUCUUGCCACCUCGCCGGCCGGCGCGCGGUGCCUCUGACUCAGAGCCGCCUUUCACUUGUAUCCGCCUGAAGGAAUUAAGAAGGGAGGGGGGCCGCCGGGCCCCCCAGGUUCCGCAGGACAUCAGGAGCGCUCGCACCAGGAUCCCCAGGAGGAGCAGCAGCAGCAGGAGGAGAGUAGAACACAGCAACUGCCCCUCAUCUGGAGUGGAAACUAUCACCUCAGACAUCACCGCCGCCUCCUCUGCUUUCCCUGACACUUCUCCCUUUUCCGCUCCAAGAUCCAUGUGGCAAGCGGCAAUAAGGAGGAAGCGCUACCUCCUGGACCGGGAUGGGGAGCCCGGUGAGGGAAAGAAGGGAGGUCAGCAUGGGAGGAGCAGAUCCCGGGACUGGUUGUACGAGUCGUACUACUGCAUGAGCCAGCAGCAUCCGCUGAUUGUGUUCCUGCUGCUCAUAGUGAUGGGAGCGUGCUUGGCUCUGCUGACUGUGUUCUUUGCAUCGGGACUGAACGUUGAGGACCACGUGGCCUUUGUAAUCACAGUGCCCACAGCGUUGGCCAUCUUCCUGGCUGUAUUUGUUUUGGUCUGCAUCGAAUCCAUUUUCAAGAAGCUUCUUCGGGUUUUCUCCCUUGUCAUCUGGGCCUGCUUGGUCGCUAUGGGUUACCUUUUUAUGUUUUCCGGCGGGAUCGUCUGCCCGUGGGACCAGGUGUCCUUCUUUUUGUUCAUCGUUUUCGUGGUUUACACGAUGCUGCCGUUCUCCAUGCGGGAGGCCGUCAUCGCCAGCGUUGUCACGUCUGCCUCGCACACGGCCGUGUUGAGCGUCUGCCUCGCUACGACGGCUGAUCACAUGGAACCUGUGGUAUGGCAGAUUUUGGCCAAUAUCAUCAUUUUCAUGUGUGGCAACAUGGCGGGGGCGUACCACAAACACCUGAUGGAGUUGGCACUCAAGCAGACUUAUCAGGACACCUGCAACUGCAUCAAAUCUCCCAUUAAACUGGAAUUUGAAAAGAGACAGCAGGAGCGUCUGCUGCUGUCGCUGCUGCCGGCGCACAUCGCCCGAGUGAUGAAAGCAGAAAUCAUCCAGAGACUCAAAGGGCCAAAUUUGGGUCAGAUCGAGAACACCAACAAUUUUCACAACCUCUAUGUUCAGAGACACACUAAUGUCAGCAUACUGUAUGCUGAUAUCGUUGGAUUCACACGCCUUGCCAGUGACUGCUCACCUGGCGAGCUGGUGCACAUGCUAAAUGAAUUGUUUGGCAAAUUUGACCAAAUUGCCAAGGAAAAUGAAUGUAUGCGGAUAAAAAUCCUUGGAGAUUGUUACUAUUGCGUAUCUGGCCUGCCAGAGUCUCUACCGAAUCACGCCAAGAACUGCGUCAAAAUGGGACUGGACAUGUGUGAGGCCAUCAAGAAAGUGCGUGAUGCCACAGGGGUUGACAUCAAUAUGCGUGUUGGCGUGCAUUCAGGGAACGUUCUGUGCGGGGUCAUCGGACUUCAGAAAUGGCAGUAUGAUGUUUGGUCACAUGAUGUCACGCUGGCCAACCACAUGGAAGCAGGAGGCGUGCCCGGGCGAGUCCACAUCACAUCAGUGACACUGGAGCACCUGAAUGCAGCCUACAAAGUGGAAGACGGGGACGGGCAGGAGAGAGACCCUUACCUCAAGGAGCACGGAGUCAUCACCUAUUUGGUGAUUAACCCAAAGGUGGAGCGUCGCAGCCCGCAGCAUCACUACAGGCCCCGACACCCCCUGGACGGAGCCAAGAUGAGAGCCUCGGUCCGGAUGACCCGCUACCUGGAGUCUUGGGGGGCAGCCAAGCCUUUCGCCAACCUGCACCACAGGGACAGCAUGACCAACGAGAACGGAAAGAUCAACACGGCCGAUGUGCCGACGGGGCAGUACCAUUUCCAGAGGAGAUCUGAAAGGACAAAAUCUCAGAAAAAGCGGUUCGAGGAGGAACUGAAUGAGAGGAUGAUCAGGACCUUUGAUGGCAUAAAUUCCCAAAAGCAGUGGCUCAAAUCUGAGGACAUCCAAAGAAUAUCGUUAUUCUUUCACAAUAAAUCCCUGGAAAAGGAGUACAGAACAACAAUCUUGCCAGCCUUCAAAUACUACAUCACCUGCGCCUGUCUCAUCUUUUCCUGCAUUUUCAUUGUGCAGAUACUCGUCUUACCAAAGACAGCAGUCUUGGGGAUAUCUUUUGGGAUGGCUUUCUUUUUCCUUUCCUUGAUUGUCUUCAUCUGUUUCAUCGGACACGUCAUGCACUGCAGCAAAAGCGCGCCCACUUCGUGGACGUGGCUGCUCAGGUCGUCUGUGAUUAUCGCCAACAAGCCGUGGCCCCGAAUCACACUCACCUUGACGACGACAGCUCUCAUACUCACUAUGGCGGUAUUCAACAUGUUCUUUUUGGAGGACAACGCGUUGUCUCCGCUUGCCGUCUACAAUUCGACCAAUGAAACGCAGCUUUACGCAGACGGACAACCGGCAGGCCCAAACAACUUCUACCUUCCUUAUUUAAUUUACAGCUGCAUUCUGGGCCUGAUCUCCUGCUCGGUGUUCCUGAGGAUAAACUAUGAGCUGAAAAUGAUAACCAUGUUGACAGCCGUGGUGGUUUACAACGUCAUCAUUCUCCAAACACACGCUUCGCUCUUGGAUGAAUAUAGCCGAUUCCUGUACAAAUCUGAAAGCCUGGACAGGCCAGGAGUCCUCAAAGACCUGAAGACGAUGGGCUCCAUCUCACUCUUCAUCUUCUUCAUCACGCUACUUGUGCUUGCCCGGCAGAAUGAAUAUUACUGUAGGUUAGACUUUCUGUGGAAGAACAAGUUCAAGAAGGAGUGCGAGGAGAUCGAAACUAUGGAAAACCUCAACCGUGUCUUGCUGGAGAACGUCCUGCCUGCACAUGUCGCGGAGCACUUCCUGGCACGGAAUUGGAAGAAUGAGGAUCUGUACCACCAGUCUUACGAUCUGGUGUGCGUCAUGUUUGCCUCCAUUCCAGACUUUAAAGAGUUUUACACGGAAUCUGAUGUCAACAAGGAAGGAUUAGAGUGUCUCCGGCUUCUCAAUGAGAUCAUAGCUGAUUUUGAUGAGCUAUUGUCAAAGCCUAAAUUCAGCGGUGUGGAAAAGAUUAAAACUAUUGGAAGCACUUACAUGGCUGCGACAGGGCUCAAUGCCUCGCCUGGACCAGAGUACCCAUCACAGGUGACGAUCGGCACACGCUUUAAGAAAUCAUUUUUGACCCACGAUGAUAUCCUAAUUGUCUUUGUUAUUCAAAACUCUUCCCAGGAACAUGACAGACAGUACUUGCACAUCGGGACCAUGGUGGAGUUUGCAUUUGCUUUAGUGGGGAAGCUGGAUCUUAUCAACAGACACUCAUUCAAUGACUUCAAACUCCGAGUUGGUAUCAACCAUGGGCCAGUGAUUGCUGGAGUCAUAGGAGCACAAAAGCCGCAGUAUGAUAUCUGGGGCAACACAGUGAACGUCGCCAGCCGCAUGGACAGCACGGGGAUUCUGGGCAAAAUACAGGUGACAGAGGAGACAAGCCGCAUCCUUUUGACGCUGGGCUACAUGUGCUCCUGUCGAGGCAUCAUCAACGUCAAGGGCAAAGGAGAGCUCAAGACUUACUUUGUUCACACAGAAAUGACCCGCUCACUGUCUCAAGGGAACAUGAUGUCGUGAGAUUUGAGUUAAAUUAUUAUUUUGGCUGCAGAGCCAACACUGGUAUCAGGUUGGAGACUUUUUAGUGGCGGUGAAAAAAAUUGCGGUUUGGAGGGGGGGGGGAAAAAAAAAAAAAAAAAAAAAAAAACGACCAAAAAAAAGUUCUUGUUGCCUUGCCACAGCUGUAGUUUUCAUUUGUCACUUUGAUGUAAAGUGUAGCAUGUACCGUACAGCAAGUAGGAAAUAAAACCAUGAAAUCUAUCAUAAUUUGAUUGUUGGAUUAGGAAAGCCAAAGGGGCAUGAAUCGGGCCAGCCAAGCCGUUCUGCGUCAAAAACAAUCCCAAAAGUACUCCGACUCAAUUCUGGCAGGCUUCAACGAGCUUAUUGCUGCAGUAGUUGAUCAAUCAAAAAAAAAAAAAAAAAAACGGACUGUAUUCCAUUGGCUUUACACAUGACAAUUUGGAUUAGAGCUGAUGUGCAAUGCGAGGGUAUGUGGAGACCAGCGAGAAAGCCUUUUGUUCUGCAUGGAAAAUAACUUCAGCUCAGCGUGACCGAUGACAAUGACAAGAUUUGACUUGCGUUUUAAUUGAAUGAUACAGGCCACGAUGGUCGUUUAUGAAAAUCAAGGCUCCAAAACAUUACAGAGGAGUAAUGCAUGACUCCAGAUUCAGACACACGCACACACAUAUGUGACUAUAGCGACACCUACCUAUUUAGAAUCACGUAGCGUUGAAUGUCUGAAUGAAUGAAUUUUGUAAAAUAUCCAUGUCGGGCCAUCUUUUCGCACUUGAAUCAUCUUGUCAAAUUUGGCUAUUUGCACAACACGCGAGGAUAGAAGAGCAGCUUAACGUCACGCAUUAAAAAAGAAACAUGGGUAGAGAUGA
Messenger RNA from Phyllopteryx taeniolatus (common seadragon), 4625 nucleotides. It is a transcript of the gene adcy2a, whose product is annotated as adenylate cyclase 2a. Gene Ontology annotation, cellular component: plasma membrane. Gene Ontology annotation, biological process: adenylate cyclase-inhibiting G protein-coupled receptor signaling pathway; adenylate cyclase-activating G protein-coupled receptor signaling pathway; intracellular signal transduction. Lineage: Eukaryota; Metazoa; Chordata; Actinopteri; Syngnathiformes; Syngnathidae. The coding region runs from base 76 to 3762 and encodes 1228 amino acids. The transcript is spliced from 24 exons. Gene Ontology annotation, molecular function: adenylate cyclase activity. The record is from RefSeq and is a predicted model, not a curated record.